This is a messenger RNA of Cokeromyces recurvatus, 938 nucleotides long. RefSeq lists its product as uncharacterized. The record is from RefSeq and is a predicted model, not a curated record. NCBI's taxonomy places the organism in Eukaryota, Fungi, Mucoromycota, Mucoromycetes, Mucorales, Mucoraceae. Bases 27 to 827 code for a protein of 266 amino acids. The transcript has 3 exons.
UCUUGAUAGUUUGCAAUCAUAAAAUCAUGCUUGCAGGUUUAAGAAGUCAAAAAGAAGCAGGAGAUCUUCUUAGUACAUAUUUACUUCAAGGAUGGGUUAUGACAGAUGAGAUUUGUAAGAUUGAUGAUUGUUCAUUUCCUUUAAUGAGAUCAAAGGAUGGAUCACUUUCUUUUUGUACACAUCAUGAUGAACUUCCUGCUAAUGGUGCUAAUCAUCAUUAUGAAGUAAAGCAAAAGAAUAUUAAAAAUGAACAAGCACAAAAUUCAGAUCCCCUGAAAAAAGAAUCAACACAGGCAACAGUUGAUUUUACUGAAGAGGAGCUACGCCUUCGUCGUGAAAGAAGAGAUCAAUCAUCAAGAGCAUCUCAGCUUAUUGGACAAAAGAUGCUACAGAGAUGGACCUUACUGAAUGAUCAUUGUCCAAAUGAAUCUUGUUAUGCAAUUCCUUUAGUUCGUAAUCCAGAAACAAAUGAAAGAUACUGUGUGAUUUGUGAAAAUGUUAUUUUGACAGAACAAGAAAUAUUAAAAUAUAAAGAGCAAGAAGAAGAGAGAAAAAAGAAAUCCAAAGAAGUUAAAGUUCAAAAGCCUGUAGAGUCGCCUCCUGUGAUAAAGGAACACAAAAGACAAAAAUUAGAACCAGUCAAAGCUAGUUUUUCAUCCAAUCAUACUAUUUCCACCCUUUCAAUGAAAAUGAAUGAAUUAUCUGAAAGAGUGGCUUUAUGUCAUGAUCCUGUUGAGCUUGAGCAAUUAUUUAAAUCAAUCAAACAAUGUGCAAGCGCAAUAAAAGCUUGCAAUGAAAUAAGCAAAAUUUGUGAUCAAACCUUAUAAAUAAACAUUACUGUGAUGGUACAAAAAAAAGGCUGUUCGUUACUUAAUUUUGUUUAGGAAACUGAACUUAAAAAAAGAUUGCAGCUGUGAUCCUUCUUUUUUUUUUUUUUU